CUCUUUCCCGGGCGCGAUCAUGGCGGGCGUCGAAACCAAGAAGGUGCCGUCCGCUGAGUCUGGCAGCGCGAAGAAGAAGGGGGCGUCGGGUGAAGCCGGGGGCGCCAAGAAGGCACCGGCUGGUGAGGCCGGCGGCGCCAAGAAGCCAGCGGCCGGUGAAGCCGGCGGGGCCAAGAAGGGACCGUCCGGUGAGGCCGGCGGGGCCAAGAAGGGACCGUCUGGCGGUGCCAAGAAGGGACCAUCCGGUGAGGCCGGCGGCGCCAAGAAGGGACCGUCAGGUGAAGCCGGCGGUGCCAAGAAGGGACCGUCCGGUGAAGCUGGCGGUGCCAAGAAGGGACCGUCCGGUGAGGCCGGCGGGGCCAAGAAGGGACCGUCCGGUGAGGCCGGCGGUGCCAAGAAGGGACCGUCUGGUGGUGCCAAGAAGGGACCGUCCGGUGAAGCCGGCGCCGCCAAGAAGGGACCUUCCGGUGAAGCCGGCGCCGCCAAGAAGGGACCGUCUGGUGGUGCCAAGAAGGGACCGCCCGGUGAAGCUGGCGGGGCCAAGAAAGCUCCUGGCGGCGUAAAAAAGGCAUCCGCCGCGGGACAGGGCGGCCCCAAGAAGACGCCCGCCGGCAGCACCAAGAAGACGCCAGCCGGUGGAUCCGGCGGCGCGAAGAGAAAGGCGCCCGCCGCUGGACCGGGCGCUGCCAAGAAGGCGCCGGGCGGUGCCAAGAGGAAGGCACCCGGCGGCGGUCAGCCUGGAAGCGCGAAGAAAAAGGCGCCGGGCGGCGAGCCGGGAAGCGCGAAGAAAAAGGCGCCGGGAGGCGCAAAGAGGAAGGCGCCGGGCGGCGAGCCCGGAAGCGCAAAGAAGAAGAAGGUGCCCGCCACCGAGGCCGCGGGCACCAAGAAGGCGCCCGAGGCCGCAACCGUGAAGAAGGCCACCGCCGCCGGGGAGCUGGGAAGCGCCAAGAAGGCACCCGCCGGGGGGCCGGGAAGCGCCAAGAAGGUGCUGCCCUCGGUUCCCGAAUUGCUCCGGAAAAGGCGGAAGGCUUUUGCAGAGCUGAGGGCCCGGCGUUUGAGGCAGCUGUUGGCACAAAAGAGGAUGCGUAAGGCCCAGAGGAAAGUCAUCUACAAGCGAGCGGAAGCCUACCACAAGGAAUACCGGCAGAUGUAUCGGCGUGAAAUCCGCAUGGCCCGCAUGGCUCGCAAGGUCGGCAACUACUACGUCCCCGCCGAGCCCAAGCUGGCUUUCGUCAUCCGGAUCAGAGGGAUCAACGGCGUCAGCCCCAAGGUCCGCAAGGUCCUGCAGCUUCUUCGCCUGCGGCAGAUUUUCAACGGCACCUUCGUGAAGCUCAACAAGGCCUCCAUCAACAUGCUGCGGAUCGUGGAGCCCUACAUCGCCUGGGGCUACCCCAACCUGAAGUCGGUCAACGACCUGAUCUACAAGCGGGGUUACGGCAAGAUCAGGAACCAGCGGAUCGCCCUGACGGACAAUUCCCUCAUCCGGCGGUCGCUCGGCAAGCGCGGCAUCAUCUGCAUGGAAGACCUGAUCCACGAGAUCUACACCGUGGGCAAGAACUUCAAGGCGGCCAACAACUUCCUGUGGCCCUUCAAGUUGUCGUCCCCCCGGGGCGGGAUGAAGAAGAAGACCACGCAUUUUGUGGAGGGGGGGGACGCCGGCAACAGGGAAGAUCAGAUCAACAGGCUCGUGAGGAGGAUGAACUAAAGGUGUCUACGACAAAUCUUUUUCCAGUCGGAUGUGAUAAUAAAGCAUCUGUCCCAAA
Molecule: messenger RNA, 1763 nt
Organism: Tachyglossus aculeatus (Australian echidna)
Lineage: Eukaryota; Metazoa; Chordata; Mammalia; Monotremata; Tachyglossidae
Gene: RPL7
Product: ribosomal protein L7
Exons: 7
Coding region: 20-1705 (561 amino acids)
Biological process (GO): maturation of LSU-rRNA from tricistronic rRNA transcript (SSU-rRNA, 5.8S rRNA, LSU-rRNA)
Cellular component (GO): cytosolic large ribosomal subunit
Molecular function (GO): RNA binding; structural constituent of ribosome
Source: RefSeq, a predicted model, not a curated record